AUGUCAGAGGUCUUCCUUUGUUGCAAAGCAACGGCACUGCCAGAACUUUCAAAACCAUCGAUUGAAAAGAAGACAUCGCCAAUUGACAAUCCAGCUAUAGAUGUUGCUAAUUCUCGUUCAGAUAGUCAACGACUCAAGAGCAAAGUUUCUAUUCUCACAAUAGAAAACAACAUUUUGAUUAUUGAAAUAUAUACAUCCUCUCUUUAUACUCACCAGUUGCCAAGGGUAAUGCAAAUAUCAGUAUGGUAUGGACCCAGUGUCGUCAACUGGACCAUACUGGACAUAAGCUCAACAACAACAGUGACGAAAAACAUACCACAACUAUUAAUAAAAGGAUAUGCCUCGGUAAAUCCUGCAUCACCGUUGCGAAUAACAAAUGACGAAGCAAGCGUAGUUCAAGGGGCUGGUGGUGGUGGACUUAAUAACAGUAAAGUCGGACCACUCGAACGAUAUGAUCAUAUGGUGGCGUCGAGUAUGAUAGCAGCAGAUGAUUUUCAAAGGGGAAUAGUGAUGCUAUUACAAGAUCUUCAUGACCGUUUAUGCGGCUACGAUCCUCCAUUGAUUUCGGACUUGAGAGAUACUGUAGAAACCGGAUCGAUAUUUGACAAGCUAUCAAAAUUAUUCAGCUCACCUGCAAAAUCGCAACGACCUGCAUACGGCCCUAGAGGACUAUACUUAUAUGGUGAUGUUGGAUGUGGAAAAACAAUGUUAAUGGAUUUAUUCUACGACACUCUUUCCACAAAACGAAAACGUCGCAUACAUUUCCACGCAUUCAUGCAAGACGUCCACGCACGAAUUCAUCUCUUAAAACAAGCAAAUUCCGAACACUACGAUCCAAUCCCGCCGAUUGCCACUGACUUGGCAAACGACGCAAUAAUACUAUGUUUCGACGAGUUCCAAGUGACCGACAUCGCCGACGCAAUGAUCCUCCGACGUCUAUUCACCGAGCUAUUUGACCGUGGUGUGGUAGUAGUCACAACAUCAAAUCGCCACCCGGACGAACUAUACAAAAACGGUAUCCAGCGAAAAAGUUUCAUACCAUGUAUCAACCUGCUGAAAGAACGGUGUCUUGUACAAACACUAAACUCCGGGACAGACUAUCGAAAACUCGAACGAAAUAAUAGUCAUGUAUAUUAUAGUCCGUUGAAUCAGCAGACUGAUGAGGAGAUCGAGGCUCUGUUCAAUCGAUUGACACAAGGUCGUGAAGUACGACAGCGGUCUUUGGAGUUUUUGGGAAGGUCGCUUAAUAUCCCGUUGGCUUGUGAUGGUAUUGCCAGAUUCUCGUUUGCAGAGUUGUGUGGGCAGCCGUUGAGCGCGGCAGAUUAUUUAGAGUUGACAAAACAUUAUCGGGUGAUUAUGGUUACUGGGAUACCUCGAAUGUCAUUGGCUUUAAAGAACGAAGCACGAAGGUUUAUCACGUUGAUUGAUGCGCUUUAUGACACAAAGUCAGUAUUAAUAUGCUCAGCAGAGGCACCAGUCAACCAGCUAUUCAUCACCGAAGAGAAAUACGACCCGUCAUUACAACGAUACAUGGACGAACGUCAUCGACAACUGAUUGACGAUCUCGGACUACAAGAUCACGAAAACAAAUAUAAUCCGAUUUUCACGGGCGAGGAAGAAAUAUUCGCGUUUGAAAGAGCUGUUUCGCGACUCGUGGAAAUGCAGGGAAUUGAUUGGGUUAAUUGGGUUGAUCCAAGUUUGAGUAGAAAAAUUGGACGAUGA
Ambispora gerdemannii is the source of this 1722-nucleotide messenger RNA. The record is from the annotation of a GenBank genome assembly. Lineage: Eukaryota; Fungi; Glomeromycota; Glomeromycetes; Archaeosporales; Ambisporaceae.